Styela clava is the source of this 717-nucleotide messenger RNA. The record is from RefSeq and is a predicted model, not a curated record. Lineage: Eukaryota; Metazoa; Chordata; Ascidiacea; Stolidobranchia; Styelidae.
AAAAUAUUACAGUUGACUAUUUGCUACAUCAUUGCAUGAUACUCUUUCUUAGUCUGCAAAAAUGUCGUCACCACAGAAGACCAAAGCAACUAAACCUCGUCUUGUUCCGACUCAUCCUGGAUACAAAGAAAUGAUAAUCGCUGCAAUCAAAUCGCAAGAAGAAAAGAAAGGAUCUUCACGAGUAUUUAUUCGAAAAUAUAUCGAAGAAAAUUUUGAUGUCAAGCAACAAGGUUUCACCACACAUUUGAAUAGAAAUCUCAAGAAGUUGAUUAAUUCAGAAUUUCUUUUUCAUCCAAAAACUUCACCCGGAUGUUAUAAAAUCAACAAAGCUGAACUCGCUAAAGAAGAAAAGAAAGCCAAGGCAAAAGUAAAAGCUGCAAUCAAGAAGCAGCCGGUCAAAGAAAAACUCGAAAUACAAAAAUCAAAACAAGCCGAAAAGGAACAAGUAACAAAAAAAAUUGCCAAAAAGAAUACUGCAAGUGCAACAAAGACAACAAAAACAGUAAAAUCGAAAGAGGCAAGCAAACCAAAAAAGUCUGACAACGGCUCCAAGAAAAUAAUUAUCAAGAAAAAAGUGGGGACUCUAAAGAAGGCUCAGAAGAAGACAACGAAAAAAUCGAUAAAGUAGAAAGAUGAGCAUUUCGAAAAACAAGUUCACUGUUUAUGCAUUACCAUUUGUUUUAUUUUUAUACGUGAUUACUACAAUUCAUCAAUCCA